This is a messenger RNA of Arabis nemorensis, 927 nucleotides long. The record is from the annotation of a GenBank genome assembly. NCBI's taxonomy places the organism in Eukaryota, Viridiplantae, Streptophyta, Magnoliopsida, Brassicales, Brassicaceae.
AUGACGCUUUACAUUCGCCGCGAAGCUUCAAAGCUAUGGAAGAGAGUUUGUUCGGAAAUAACAACGGAGAUUGGUCUUUUCGCUGAGAACUGGAAAUACCUUCUUGCUGGUCUUCUUUGUCAGUAUAUUCAUGGUUUAGCUGCUAGGGGAGUUCAUUAUAUUCAUCGACCAGGACCGACGCUUCAAGAUCUUGGGUUCUUUGUUCUUCCGGAGCUUGGUCAAGAUAAAGGCUACAUAAGUGAAACUGUGUUCACUUGUGUAUUUGUUUCGUUUUUCCUGUGGACUUUCCAUCCUUUCAUCAUUAAAAGCAAGAAGAUAUACACUGUAUUGAUAUGGUGCAGAGUUCUCGCCUUUUUAACCGCUUGUCAGUUUCUCCGAGUAUUAACAUUCUAUUCGACUCAGCUUCCUGGCCCUAACUAUCACUGUCGAGAGGGUUCUGAGCUUGCCAGGUUGCCUAGACCACAGAGCGUUCAUGAGGUUCUCUUACUUAACUUUCCUCGUGGGGUGAUAUACGGAUGUGGAGAUCUUAUUUUCUCGUCUCACAUGAUAUUCACAUUAGUCUUUGUCCGCACUUACCAGAAAUACGGUACUAAAAGAUUCAUAAAGCUGUUAGGUUGGGUCAUUGCCAUCUUGCAAAGCCUCUUGAUUAUCGCGUCCCGUAAACAUUACACAGUCGAUGUUGUGGUUGCGUGGUAUACCGUGAACUUGGUUGUGUUCUUCCUCGAUAAGAAAUUACCAGAGUUGCCUGAUCGAACAACGGCAUUGCUCCCUGUCUCGAAAGACAGAACCAAAGAAGAGAAUCACAAACUCGUGAACGGGAAUGGUGCUGAUCCUGCAGAAUGGAGACCAAGGGCUCAUCAAGUGAAUGGCAAGAGUUAUGAAGACAGCAAUGGAGGUCACACCGAUAACGGUAGCAAUGGCGAUUGA